AUGACUACAGACGAGGGAGGUUGGAUUUUGAUUGGUAGAAAAAACAACUCGAUCACCUGGUCAGUUCCAUCCAAUAACAAGACAGUUGAACCUUACGGGGACCCACAUUGGUCGAGUUUGUUUGGCAAUGCACCAAUACUGGACUUCAGAGUACAGGUUGCCACAAGUGAAAAUUUUAGAGCUACUAAAGCCCACUG
Molecule: messenger RNA, 197 nt
Organism: Paramuricea clavata
Lineage: Eukaryota; Metazoa; Cnidaria; Anthozoa; Malacalcyonacea; Plexauridae
Source: the annotation of a GenBank genome assembly